AUGGAUAGAAUCUUUGGGACUCCUGAGGAACCUUUGUUUAAUGACAGAUUCACAGCUGUGACAGCAGAUAUUCUUCAAGAAUGGCUAAUUUCGCUGGCUUCUAUGAAUAACAGGAGAGUGGCAUGUUCUUCUUCACAAGAGGGUCUGUUCAAGACUGGUGACUUUGCAGAAUUUGUCUUCAAUACCUGUGACCAGUUUAAGAUGUCACCAGAAGCAAAAUACCUUGCAUUGGAAACAUUUGAUAGAUUUAUGGUACAACAUAUAAAGGACUUAUAUAAUCAUGUGACCCAAAGUGAAAGCAAGCACCGUCAAGCUGACUGGAAGGCUCUUCUUGAUAGAAUCAAGAACCAGUUGAAGCUUCGUGCUGUAUCCUGUUGUCAAAUUGCUAGCAAAUUGACCUCACAUUAUAAGGUAGUAUCUGCAUUGAAGGCAAGGAGAUUUCUUCGAGAUUGUUGUGGCCAUCGUUACACUGCUGAUGGUAUUCUGCAGUCUGAACUCAGAGUUCUCAAAACAUUGAACUACAAUGUGACCAUACCUUCCACCCUCACCUAUAUAGAGACUUUACUGGAAAUUCUAGGGCACAACGACCAUGAGACAGAAGUGAAGGUUUAUCAUGCUGUGGCCAUGCAAGUGUUAACAGUUGUCUACAUUAAGUAUUCUGAUGUGUACAAAUUCCUGUUUGAGGUAACGGCCCUUUCACCACAAAACAAAGACAGGAAGAAAUACAUGGCAGUCAAAGCUGACAAAAUGCUGCUGGCAGUAUCAGUAAUAGGGUCCUCUGUCUACUUAGCUGACCAACUGUUAUCAGACAAGAUAAUUAAAGAGUUAAGCAGAAUCACCCAUAUUCCCUGCGAUGACAUCAUAGACCUCACAUCAGUCAUAGUUCAGUUGAUUAUGGAGGGGAGUAUGUACUUGUGUAACAUGAUCUUUGCACUGACCACAUUUCACUCGACGAUGAUCCUAGCAAACCCUUUAGGAGAUUAUCGUUUGCAAAACAUUUUGCACACGGAAAAUAUUAUUAUCACCAGAGAAGAGGCUGAGGCUAUAGCAAUUGAGAGCCAAUCUUACGGCACCACCUGUGACAGUGCAAUUAGCAAUUCUACAGAGACUCUACCAGAAUAUGCUGUCUCUCUGUGCCCAUGGUACUACGAGUUACAUCAUCAGUCAGGCUUAUUUCCCUCCCAUGUACUGAAGGCAAAGCUACGAUGUGACAACAGGGAAAACAGAAGUCCGUGUAAGAGGCUUGGCUCACGGGACUACACCUGUGUAUACAUCCAGAGAAGUGUUCGAAUGAUUAAUGAAACGUGUCAAGGACGAGGCUGUGAUUUUAUCCGACCUAUUAGAGUUGGUGCCCAAUGUGUUCGCACACAAUCCGCACAUGCCUAG
Molecule: messenger RNA, 1386 nt
Organism: Ylistrum balloti
Lineage: Eukaryota; Metazoa; Mollusca; Bivalvia; Pectinida; Pectinidae
Product: cyclin N-terminal domain-containing protein 1-like
Exons: 9
Coding region: 1-1386 (461 amino acids)
Biological process (GO): reciprocal meiotic recombination
Cellular component (GO): site of double-strand break
Source: RefSeq, a predicted model, not a curated record